GCAUGCGCAUGCGUUGUACGAUUUAAAUGUUGCUUAGCUGUUUACGUGAAAGAUACGUUUUGAAAUUAAUUCAUAACGUUUGAUUGUUUGAAAAAACGACACACGCUUGUUCAUAGAACAACGUGAGAGGUAUCGUUAACUGUUGCCACUAAUUUGAGUAUGUUUGUGUAGAAAGUGUAUCAUUUUGCGAGAGUACGAAUUGACGGUCUGUAACAUAACCUCAACUGAUUACAAUAUUAUUAAAAGUAAUUAUUGGACGAGAAGGAAACAAAGUUUUGGAAAAAUGGUGAAGAUAUCGUUGCAAAUAAAAGUAACGCUAGAGAAUAUACAAGAACUUAGACCAGCGGGACCAGAGUUCAGAUGGUAUCUGAAGGUCUGUUGUAGCAAUUGUCGUGAGGAAUCAGAAAAAUGGGUUUACAUGUCUUUGAGCGAAACCGUUCCAUCUCAAAAAGGACACGCGAUAAAUCAUUUUGUGACCAAGUGUAAACUCUGUAAUCGUGAGAACACUUUGACGAUUUUGGAGGAUUCUGUAAAACCGUUUGUCGUAAACGAUACCGAUGUACAUCUAGAAAAAUUUCAAACGAUCGUUGUAUUCGAUUGCCGUGGCCUCGAACCCUCCGAUUUUUCGCCAAGAGCAGGAUGGGUUGCUAAAGCGGUAGACAAUGGAAAAGAAUUUACGGACGUCGAUUUAUCCGAAGGAGAAUGGGUUGAUUACUGUGAUAUAAUUAAACAGCCUGUUGGCAUUUACGAUAUCGAGUACAGAUUCGAAAGAAUGAAAGCGUUAAAUCAUUGAAACCGAUGUUUUAUGAUUAAGAGACUGGAUGCAAUGUAUCUAUUUAGUAUGUAAGAAUUAGGAAGUUUGCAUUUCUAUUUGCUCAUCUAAUGUUUCAUGUUUCAUGUUUUGUAUAGCUUCAGUUCAUAUUCUGUAUACUAAAGCGUGUUUCUAGAUACCUGUAUCUAUCUAAUCGCAAUUACUUUUGUUUCUUUAUAAGAAUUGUAUGAAUGUAAAAGCAUUGAAAAUACAAUUACUUUGCAUAUGUA
Messenger RNA from Osmia bicornis bicornis, 1041 nucleotides. Its product is annotated as CXXC motif containing zinc binding protein. The record is from RefSeq and is a predicted model, not a curated record. Gene Ontology annotation, molecular function: zinc ion binding. The transcript has a single exon. NCBI's taxonomy places the organism in Eukaryota, Metazoa, Arthropoda, Insecta, Hymenoptera, Megachilidae. Bases 284 to 793 code for a protein of 169 amino acids.